This is a messenger RNA of Papaver somniferum (opium poppy), 1125 nucleotides long. Its product is annotated as zinc finger MYM-type protein 1-like. The record is from RefSeq and is a predicted model, not a curated record. The coding region runs from base 1 to 1125 and encodes 374 amino acids. The transcript has a single exon. NCBI's taxonomy places the organism in Eukaryota, Viridiplantae, Streptophyta, Magnoliopsida, Ranunculales, Papaveraceae.
AUGAUAGCACCAGAUAUUCAGAAAGAUAUAACCAAGUGUUUUUCUUCUGAAAUCCUAAGUCAAAUUGUUAAAGAAAUCGGUAAUGGACCAUUUUACAUCCUCUUAGAUGAAUCUAAAGAUAUAUCUUCGAAGGAGCAGUUGGCUAUAGUCUUGCGAUAUGUGCACAAAGGCCAGGUAAUCGAUCGUUUCUUAGGAAUCGAACAUGUCACCAGUACGACUGCCAUUUCACUUAAAGAUAUUGUCGAUGAUUUCUUUUCUCGACAUGGAUUUAGUAUUUCCAGAUUGCGAGGGCAAGGUUAUGAUGGGGAAAGCAAUAUGAAAGGUGAGUAUAAUGGUCUAAAGGCACUGAUUUUGAAAGAUAAUGAUUGCGCGUAUUAUGUGCACUAUUUUGCUCACCAAUUGCAGCUAGCUGUUGUGGCUGUUGCAAAAAAACAUACAUAUGUUGAACACCUUUAUGUCAUAAUGAGUAGCUUGGUGAAUGUUGUGGCUGGAUCAGCCAAGCGUCAAGAUAUGCUUCGUUCCAAGCAAGCUUAUGCAGUCUUCGAGGCGCUGUGUAGUGGUGAGAUUGUAAGUGGGCGAGGCCUUAAUCAAGAAAGUACUCUUAAAAGAGCGGGUGAUACACGUUGGUGUUCGUAUCACAAUACAAUAGUAAGCUUAAUUAACAUAUUCUCAUCUGUUGUAACACUUUUGGAAGACUUAGCUGUAGAUUCUGAUAAGAAGUUCGAAGCCAAGGUUCUUCUAGAUUCUAUGCAGAAUUUCAAUUUUGUUUUCAGCUUACACUUGAUGAAAACUAUUCUGGGAAUUACCAAUGAUUUGUCAAAAGCAUUGCAAAGAAAAGAUCAAGACAUUGCCAAUGCCAUGAAAUUAGUUACAGUAUGCAAGGAACGACUUCAGCUAAUGAGAGAUGAGGAUUGGGAUUCGAUGUUGUCAGAAGUAUCCUCUUUUCAUACAAGGAACCGCGUCAAAAUUCCUGAUAUGAAUGAUGUGUUUCAACGGGAAGGUCGACCCAGGCGUAAUGUUGAAGCGGUAACUAAUUCAUACCAUUAUCGAGUUGAAUAUUUCAAUACAGUCAUAGAUAUGCAACUGCUGGAACUAAAAAAUCGUUUCAACGAGACAAAAUACUGA